CUCCUUCCGCCCAAAACCUCAGUCCCGUCAUUCAGAUGAGAAAAUCCAGUCCUCUGAUUUUUUCCACCGAUCCAAAUGCUCCCAGCGCGAAAACCCCCAAAACCAGACCAGAAACCCUAGAGAUCCUCUGAUGGGUGAAGCGAAUCCUCUGUCAUGAAUUCAUCUUCUUCUUCCUCUCUCUCUUCUUCUUCUUCGUCGUGGUUUUCUGGCAUUGUUCGCGGUCGCUCUGGCAGUGUUAAGAUGGGAAACCAUGCGAAUCCGAUACCCGGUGGCGAUAGGUCUGUUUCUGGAAACAUCAAGAAUCAGUUCAUCGGCCGCCUUUUCAAGUACGGUCCGAAGGCGAUUCAGGUUGCUUUCAAAACUGGAGACUUCAAACAACAAGUUAUCUUUAUUGGGGGAUUGACGGAUGGAUUUUUGGCAACUGAGUAUUUGGAGCCUUUAUCAAUUGCUUUGGAAAAUGAAAAAUGGUCAUUGGUGCAACCUUUGUUAUCCUCUUCUUAUAUCGGAUAUGGCACUUCCAGCUUGAAACAAGAUGCAAUGGAGCUUGACCAGCUUAUUGGCUAUUUGAUCAAUAAGGAAAACUCUGAAGGCGUGGUUCUACUUGGGCAUAGUACUGGUUGUCAGGAUAUCGUGCAUUACAUGCGAACAAAUGCUGCAUGCUCUAGAGCUGUUCGUGGAGCCAUUUUGCAGGCUCCAGUCAGUGACCGGGAAUACAGAGCAACUCUUCCUGAAACAGCUGCAAUGAUAGACUUGGCAUCAACCAUGAUAACAGAGGGUCGAGCAAUGGAUUUAAUGCCCAGGGAAGCAAAUCCGGAUGCCCCAAUAACCGCCUAUAGGUAUCACUCGCUUUGUGCAUACAUGGGGGAUGACGACAUGUUCAGUUCAGAUCUUAGUGAUGAUCAGUUGAGAUUGAGACUUGGGCAUAUGUCCAACACACCUUGCCAGGUAAUCUUUUCCAUGGCAGAUGAGUAUGUACCAGAGUAUGUUGAUAGGGAAGCGUUAGUGGAAAGGCUGUGCAAAGCCAUGGGAGGAGCCGAGAAAGUCAAAAUCGAACACGGCAACCAUUCUCUCUCCAACAGGGUUGAAGAAGCAGCCCAGGCAAUUAUGGACUUUGUUAAAAGGGAAGGUCCCGCAGGGUGGGAUGACCCAUGGAGUUAGCAUCCCUCAUCUAUCCCUUCCAUCCAAUUUUUCUUUUCUUUUUUCCUUCUUCAAGUCUCCCAUUUUUUUAUUUGCAUUCAUGCUGAGGUUGGAUGAACUGAAAGCUAUUGCCAUUUCUUAUGUGUUAUAUCUGAGUACUUACAUUGAAGUUUGAUGGAAUUUUAGUGCUUGUUUUGAUAUUGUAAUGGAUGUUAUAGGCUUAUAGCCCCCUAAUAAAAGGAUAGAAUGUAGAAUAUGGUUUAGUCGCA
This is a messenger RNA of Magnolia sinica, 1406 nucleotides long. Its product is annotated as UPF0613 protein PB24D3.06c. The coding region runs from base 154 to 1158 and encodes 334 amino acids. The transcript is spliced from 9 exons. The record is from RefSeq and is a predicted model, not a curated record. Lineage: Eukaryota; Viridiplantae; Streptophyta; Magnoliopsida; Magnoliales; Magnoliaceae.